This is a messenger RNA of Podarcis muralis (Common wall lizard), 1896 nucleotides long. RefSeq lists its product as uncharacterized. The record is from RefSeq and is a predicted model, not a curated record. Lineage: Eukaryota; Metazoa; Chordata; Lepidosauria; Squamata; Lacertidae.
GUGUGUGUCACACAACAGUGAGAUGGAAUUGUGAAUCUGUGAAGUUAGAGGGAAAUGAAAUGCAGAAAGCACGGACAGUAGCAACUACAUUAUUAACAAUGACCAUUCCCAAAAGAGGGUUAAGGUGCCACAAAACAGUUUGUUUCUGCUGUUAAAAUCAUUCCUCCCUCAAAUAAUGUGAUGCCCUGUCUGGUCCAAUAGUUCCUCAUCUUUGCUAUCAAAACCCUCCAUGACUUUGCCCCUCCUGAUCUCUCCAUUCUUAUGUCCUGAAACAUCCCUGCUUUUGACCUUUGCUCAUGUAGCUCUAUCACCUCCAGCUGUCCAAAGGUAUUCUGCUCCCUCAGAAGACUGCCUUUCCCCAUUUGGAACUAUCUCGCACAUCACUUUUGUGAUGCAAUUUUUUCUCUUUCCUCAAAUCCUUCCUCAGUGCCCACUUUCCUCAUAAAGCUGUUGGCACAAAACCUGGUGUAACUGCCCAAGUAUCUGUAACAGUGAAGAAGGGGUGGGGGAAUAACACAUUCUCCAUCUGUUUUUCCUGAGCUUUCACAGCUCUGCACUUCCUUGUUACCCCCUCUGUCAGUUUUUAGAUUGUAUGUUUCUCAGGGCAGAGACAUGGCCUCUUGUUUUCUCUCAAGCACUUUGCAAAUGGAUGAUAGAAUGCUAUAGCUAUCUGGAUCUGAUGAAAUGUGCUUUAGACCAUGAAAACCCAUUCGAGAAAGAGUAAAGUAAGUGUCCCAAAAUCCCAUUUUGUGUUUACUGUAACAGGUUAACACAGUUAAGCUUCUGGAACUUAUUGCAUGGUAGAGCAAUACAGACAGCCAUACUACCCCAGAUAUGGAUAACAGACAUGAAGAGAAAGGUGGGGCGCUGUGUGCAACAUCGCAAGAGAAAACUAAAGGAAGAGAGAGAGAAAAGAGGAAGCGAAAACGCAGCAGGAGCAGGUCCACCUCAAUUUCUUCCACUACGUCGUCUAGUUCUUCAACAUCCUCAUCUUCAAGUUCUUCCUCAAGGUCCUCUGCUUCACGCAGCAGAAGCAGCUCAAGUAGUAGAGAUUCUCCCAAAUCAAAAUCAAAGAAAAGGAAAAAGGAAAAACAGAACAAAAAGAAGAGAAAAAAAGAUAAGUUGAAGAAAAAGAAAGAAAAGAAGAAAAAGAAAGAAAAGUCAGGUCCUGUACAGCUUUCUAAGUACUUGAAAGAUAAAAAGAAGAAUCAGAACUACAGUAUGAUCACAGGGAAGAAAAUUAAGAUGAAAGUAAAGAAGAGUAAAAAGGAUAAAGAGAUCUGUAUUUACUGCCAAUCAUUUCCGUGGGCUCUAGCACUCAUCACGGUGUGCCAUUGCGCCAGAAGCGGUUUAGUCAUGUUGGCCACAUGACCCAGAAAGCUGUCUGCAGACAAACACUGGCUCCCUCGGCCUGAAAGCAAGAUGAGCGCCACAAACCCAUGGUUGCCUUUGACUGGACUUAUCUGUCCAGGGGAUCCUGUACUGCCAAUGCAGAUGUACACCUCCAUUGCAAUGCUUUUCCAAACCCUGUCAAACUGUCUGGACAUAUCUUUUCAUACAGAUGGGUAUACACAUCUGUAAUGACCAGUUGCUACUUGAAAUGGCAGCUGGAUCAAAGCUGUAGCUUUUCUCAUAAUGUUCUGCAUUCCUUGAGUUUGUUUAAAAAACACCUCUUUAUGUUUAAAGGCCUUCUAGUUUUUCUAGUGAUUUUUCUGUUAUUGAAUUAUUUUAUAUCAUUCCCCCUAAUGAUAUAACGAACUCAGAUGACUGAAAGCCUAGGAGUUUGGAAGCAAAACAGAACCACCCCUUACAAAAGGCUACAAAAUGAGUUUCUAAUAGUUUGAACUGGCUAUUGAAAGCAUUUAUAAAAUAGUUUUAAAUUCACUGGCUUUUUUA